Molecule: messenger RNA, 879 nt
Organism: Anneissia japonica
Lineage: Eukaryota; Metazoa; Echinodermata; Crinoidea; Comatulida; Comatulidae
Exons: 11
Coding region: 28-855 (275 amino acids)
Source: RefSeq, a predicted model, not a curated record
AGAAGACACAUUUAGCUAUACAGUACAAUGAUGUACAGUAUAAUCUCACAUUCUCUUAUGGUUGUAUUACUUUUACUGACUGGUUUCUCGUCGGAAGAAGCUACCACAACCGCUCCACAGGCAUCAACGGAGACCACAGAAAGAUCUACAACACCGCCACCGACCACAAUAAGGACAACUAAGGUACCUACAACAGCGCCAUCGACCACAUUAGUGACAACUGAGGAUCCUACAACAAUAGUGCUACCAACCACAUCAGUGACAACGAAGGAACCUACAACAAUAGUGCCACCCACCCCAUUAUGGACAACUGAGGAACCUACAACAGCGCCACCGACGACAUCAGUGACUGAGGAACCUACAACAGCACCGCCGACUACAUUAGUGACAACUAAGGAACAUACUACAAUAGCGCCACCGACCACAUCAGUGACAACAGAGGAUAGUUUCAUGUUUGUGGCUAAUCUUAAUCCUCCGGGAAUUUACACCUCGAAUAUCAGUCUUAAUAGCAACACUUUGUACCUUAGCGAAAUACCAGUCAAUGUAUCAACACCUGUAGCCCUUGAUUAUAAUCCAUUAACAUCAACACUAUAUUGGUCAGAUGUAGCCAAAUCGACUAUCGAAAGUUAUAACUUUGACACAUUUGAACAGGAUGUGCUGGUUUCAUCUGAAUCUACAAAUUACUCGAAGGCCUUCGACUGUAUCCGACACUCAUCACUCUGGAAAUUUAUGAAGGAAAUGGGUUUCCCAGUGCAUAUAAUCAACCUGAUAAAAUCAUUAUACAGUGGACAAGAGGCAACAGUCAGGCAAACUUUGUCAAGUCAUAGCUUCGCAGCAUUGAGUGAAGCCUCCUAGCUUACAUAGUGGAAUUUUAAUACA